GUAAUUAGUAAAUUCUCAGAUAGGCGAGGCGAGGUGACGUUGAAUUGAACCAAAGCAGCUUGGCCAGCCUGUUUGCAAGGCUGAACAAUUCCUCCACACUCCUCCACCUCAACGGGCAACGCCUAUUAAACUGUGCGAUACCACUCCAGCUAUAAUUGCCAAUUGAACAAAACUCUCGAAUAAAUAGCCUCAUUCCGCAAGAUCGUCUCUCACGCCACUAUCUACGCGUCGUCUCCACACAAGCGAUUGACGCGGCACAGGGUCGAAUGUUAACGACAAAGCGUCAACAACCGCCCCGAAGCGAUAUCCAACUCCACGACACGUCGAAGCAUUGAGCGUGUCCAAUGGCUACCCCGACGCCUGUCGGAAAGCAUCCUGCCGGCCUCGGGGCAGGCUUGACGCCACCUGUCUCCACGCCUUUCUCGGCGAGCAAAUCAGUCAACCUCUCGCCUCAGCAGUACAAGAAGAGCCCCGCAAACUCGAACCAGUACGCGCACCCGACAGCCUCCUCGUUCGGCGGAAUAAAUUUUGACAGCCCGACUACAGCAGCGGCUUUGGCAACACUGCCGCUGGGAGACCUGGGGCUCGAUGCAUCGGCUGGUGGAUUGGGGGGUGGGCUGGGACAUCUGGGCGGGGGGUUGGGGCUGGGGGCUGGGCUGGGCGGGCUACAAGGGAUCGGAAGGCUUGAUGAGGAUGAGCGAAAGAGGAGGAAGUUGAUGCAGAUUGUUGAUACCCUAAAAGCAGUGAAAGGCAGGGUCAGCGAGGAUGGUAUCGAGAGGCUGGCACGGUCCGUGGGUUUGGAGUGUUUAUGGGAGACUGGGAUGGGGAGGGGAGGGAAGUCAAAGACUCUCAUUAUCGCUGGGACUGGAUUGUCGAUCGAUAUUGAGUUCACGGAUAAUGUCGUCGAGACGGUAACGCUCGGAUUCCCGGAGAGCCCAGAGAGUGUGACGCGACAUGCAGACCAAGCGGGGAAGAUUCUACUCGACGAUCUGAAGCUCGGCAAGGACGAAACCGUGUUGACGAAACGGGUGGACCGAUUUGCGGGAAACCUGGAUAGGAUGGCGAGAUUGGACAAACUCAGUGUGAUGCCCCAGCUGAACUGUCACGAGGCAAUUGCCGGAAUAUAUGACAGCUUAGAGAAGCUACACAAGUGGGAAGUGGCCAGGCUGACGGAGGAGGAGGCAAUGUCAGGUAAGACACAAGAGCAAAUCGUGAGGGCUGCGCUGUUGCAGAAGAGCGGCCGACCUGCCAUGAAUGCCCAUGGUAGUGUCGGGCUCUGCUUGGAGUACUGGCAAGAGAGGCACGCUACUGCACAGGGAGAAAGUUGCAAAACAUGGUCGCUACUUCUUGAAUGUGACCAGUCGUCAUCCAUGGUCUACCCUCCUGUUCGCGUUUCUUCAGCAUGGAUCUCACCUUCCGUCGCCAAAUCCAAUCCAACGGCUGACGACGUCCUCCUUUCAGCCUCCGAUGUCGUUCUCGACUGGCAAGAUCCUCCAAACAUCUUUCUCCCUUCGGACCCCGACCAGAAGGAUGACAGUGGCAUGGAAGGCAUCGAACAGCCAGGCCAGCUACCCAAUCAAAAAUUCCCAGAUGUGCGCUUUGUGGCCAAGUUCAGCCCGCCCUUAACCUUACCCUACAGCGUAGCAAUGCAAAUCUACGACUCGACUGGCGCACACCUUGAGCCGGAUGCUUUAGCGGCAUUCGAUGCUCUUGCCUUCCCACCCCAAACCGCGGAACCGAGCGAACCAGAUGGUGCCCACCGAAGAAUACGGAAGGAGCAACUAGUCAGUGUGUAUAACCGCGCAGGCAAGCAUGAAAAGCAGUGCCACACAAACACGCUCACUAUUCCAAAAAUGGAAUACGCUCUAACGUUAACGGAGGUGCCGUUCAGUCAUCCGAGGGAGCUAGUGCAAAUGCUACCCAUUUUGAGGCAAUAUACCAGACUAUCUACGCUACUUGAAAGAAGCUUUGGGUCGAAAUAUACAUCGGACCACAAAACGGAGAGCGAGGAUGUACCAGGAGAGGAGAUUACCGUGAAGGACGAGUUUGACGCCUUCAUGGCGGAGGCCAGCGACAAGGAUAAAGAGCUACAGUUUACGAAAAUACCCGUCGACGUCAGCUUAUACACUCAGCCAGGACCAAGCCUAAGGAUAAUCUUCCCCGUUGGUCCACGGAUAGCGGACAUUUUAGUGGGGAUCGAAUCGAACGGUUCACUUAGUGUUGUCUCACAGAACAUUCUUCCCGAUGGAGAUGGCGUGAUGGAAACCACCAAGACGAAAUCUCUGACCGUGGAUGAUCUAGGAAGGAUAUUGGAAACGUGCGAAGAUAUUGGGAUAUUUGCGGAGUUUCUGCGGCAGAGACUGGUAUGAGUAAUAGAGAAUGUGCCAGAUUGCGGAGAAGAGACCCCUUACGCUGAGGCCAUAGAAUAGGCGAUGACGAUGAUACCCACAAAUAAGAUUCAAUAAGCU
This is a messenger RNA of Pseudogymnoascus verrucosus, 2468 nucleotides long. RefSeq lists its product as uncharacterized. Gene Ontology annotation, molecular function: transcription coregulator activity. The record is from RefSeq and is a predicted model, not a curated record. Gene Ontology annotation, cellular component: mediator complex. NCBI's taxonomy places the organism in Eukaryota, Fungi, Ascomycota, Leotiomycetes, Thelebolales, Thelebolaceae. The transcript has a single exon. Gene Ontology annotation, biological process: regulation of transcription by RNA polymerase II. Bases 345 to 2369 code for a protein of 674 amino acids.